This is a messenger RNA of Hypomesus transpacificus, 9474 nucleotides long. RefSeq names its product mucin-2-like. The record is from RefSeq and is a predicted model, not a curated record. The annotation marks the transcript as partial. The transcript has 19 exons. Lineage: Eukaryota; Metazoa; Chordata; Actinopteri; Osmeriformes; Osmeridae.
ACAGCUGCCCCUACAACUACCACAGAGGCUCCAACAAUAGCCACAGUUGUUCCCUCUACAACCACAGCUUUUCCCAAUAAAAUCACAGCUUUUCCAACUACUACCACAGAGGCCCCAACAACAACCACAGCUGCUCUCACUACAACCACAGCUGCAACUAAUACUACACCUGCUCCCACUACAACCACAGCUGCUCCCACUACAACCACAUACGCUCCCACUACAACUACAGCUGCUCCCACUACAACCACAGCUGCUCUCAUUUCAACCACAGCUGUCCCAACAACUACCAAAGAGGGUCCAACAACAACCACAGCUGCUCCCACUACAACCACAGCUGCUCCCACUACAACCACAUACGCUCCCACUACAACUACAGCUGCUCCCACUACAACCACAGCUGCUCUCAUUUCAACCACAGCUGUCCCAACAACUACCAAAGAGGGUCCAACAACAACCACAGCUGCUCCCACUACAACCACAGCUGUCCAAACAACGACCACAGAGGGUCCAACAAUAACCACAGCUGCUCCCACUACAACCACAUCUGCACCUACAACUACAACCGCUGCUCCCACUACAACCACAGCUGUCCCAACAACUACCACAGAGGCUUCAACAACAACCACAGCUAAACCAACAACAACCACAGCUGUUCCCACUACAACCACAGCUGCCCCUACAACUACCACAGAGGCUCCAACAAUAGCCACAGUUGUUCCCUCUACAACCACAGCUUUUCCCAAUAAAAUCACAGCUUUUCCAACUACUACCACAGAGGCCCCAACAACAACCACAGCUGCUCUCACUACAACCACAGCUGCAACUAAUACUACACCUGCUCCCACUACAACCACAGCUGCUCCCACUACAACUACAUACGCUCCCACUACAACUACAGCUGCUCCCACUACAACCACAGCUGCUCUCAUUUCAACCACAGCUGUCCCAACAACUACCAAAGAGGGUCCAACAACAACCACAGCUGCUCCCACUACAACCACAGCUGUCCAAACAACGACCACAGAGGGUCCAACAAUAACCACAGCUGCUCCCACUACAACCACAUCUGCACCUACAACUACAACCGCUGCUCCCACUACAACCACAGCUGUCCCAACAACUACCACAGAGGCUUCAACAACAACCACAGCUAAACCAACAACAACCACAGCUGUUCCCACUACAACCACAGCUUUUCCCUCUACAACCACAUACGCUCCCACUACAACUACAGCUGCUCCCACUACAACCACAGCUGCUCUCAUUUCAACCACAGCUGUCCCAACAACUACCAAAGAGGGUCCAACAACAACCACAGCUGCUCCCACUACAACCACAGCUGUCCAAACAACGACCACAGAGGGUCCAACAAUAACCACAGCUGCUCCCACUACAACCACAUCUGCACCUACAACUACAACCGCUGCUCCCACUACAACCACAGCUGUCCCAACAACUACCACAGAGGCUUCAACAACAACCACAGCUAAACCAACAACAACCACAGCUGUUCCCACUACAACCACCGCUUUUCCCACUACUACCACAGCCACCCCAACGACUAAAACAGAGGCUCCAAAAACGACCACAGCUUCACUUACAACUACAACAGCGGCUCCAACAACAACCAAAGUUUCUCCAACUGCAACCACAGCUGCCCAAACAACUACAACAGAAGCUCCAACAACAAAAACGGCUACUCCCACUACAACCACAUCUGCACCUACAACUACCACAGAGUCUCCAACUACAACAACGGCUGUUCCCACUACAACCACAGCUGCACCUACAUCAGAGGCUCCAACAACAACAUCAGCUGCACCUACAACUACCACAGAGGCUCAAAGAACAACCACAGCUUCUCCCACUACAACCACAGAUGCUCCCACUACAACCACAGCUGCUUCCACUACAACCACAGAUGUUCCCACUACAACCACAGCUGCUCCCACUACAACCACAGCUGCACCCACUUCAACGACAGAUGCUCCCACUAUAACCACAGCUUCUCCCACUACAACCACAGCUUCCAUAACAACUACCACAGAGGCUCCAACAACAUCCACAGCUGUUCCCACAACAACCAUAGCUGCUCCCACUACAACCACAGAUGCUCCCACUACAACCACAGCUGCUUCCACUACAACCACAGCUGCUCCCACUACAACCACGGCUGCCCCCACAACUACAACAGAGGCUCCUACAACAACCACAGCUGCAUCUAUAACUACAACAGCUUCUCCCACUACAACCACGGCUGCCCCUACAACUACCACAGCUGCUCCCACUACAACCACAGCCGCCCCUACAACCACAACAGCUUCUCCCACUACAACCACAGCUGCUCCCACUACAACCACAGCUGCCCCCACAACUACAACAGAGGCUCCUACAACAACCACAGCUGCACCUGCAACUACAACAGCUUCUCCCACUACAACCCCAGCUGCCCCUACAACUACCACAGCUGCUCCAACAACAACCAUAGCUGCUCCCACUACAAUCACAGGUGCUCUCACUACAACCACAGGUUUUCCCACUACUACCAUUGCUGCUCCCACUUCAACCACAUAUUCUCUCACUACAACCACAGCUGCUCCCACUACAACCACAGCUGCCCCAACAACUACCACAGAGGCUCCAACAACAACCACAGCUGCACCUCCAACUACAACUGCUCCCACUACAACCACAACAGCUAGUCCGAUUACAACUGCAGCCCCCUAUACAACUACCACGGCUGUUCCCACUACAACCACAGCUGCACCUACAUCAGAGGCUCCAACAACAACAUCAGCUGCACCUACAACUACCACAGAGGCUCAAAGAACAACCACAGCUUCUCCCACUACAACCACAGAUGCUCCCACUACAACCACAGCUGAACCUACAACUACCACUGCUUCUACCACUACCACAGCCGCCCCAACAACUACCACAAAGGCUCCAACAACAACCACAGCUUCACCUACAACUACAACAGAGGCUCCAACAACAACCACAGCUGCAGCUACAACUACAACAGCUGUUCCCACUACAACCACAGUAUUUCCCACUACUACCACAGCUGACCUUACAGCUACAACAAGGUCUCCAUUAACAAUCACAGCUGCACAUACAACUACAACUGCUGCUCCACCUAUAACCACAGCUGCCCCUACAACAACCACAGCUGCUCCAACUACAACCACAACUGCUCCCACUACAACCACGGCUGCUCUUUUCCAACUACUACCACAGAAGCCCCAACAACAACCACAGCUGCUCUCACUACAACCACAGCUAGUCUCCAACUACAACAACGGCUCAACUACCACAGCUGCUCCAACAACAACCAUAGCUGCUCCCACUACAAUCACAGGUGCUCUCACUACAACCACAGGUUUUCCCACUACUACCAUUGCUGCUCCCACUUCAACCACAUAUUCUCUCACUACAACCACAGCUGCUCCCACUACAACCACAGCUGCCCCAACAACUACCACAGAGGCUCCAACAACAACCACAGCUGCACCUCCAACUACAACUGCUCCCACUACAACCACAACAGCUAGUCCGAUUACAACUGCAGCCCCCUAUACAACUACCACGGCUGUUCCCACUACAACCACAGCUGCACCUACAUCAGAGGCUCCAACAACAACAUCAGCUGCACCUACAACUACCACAGAGGCUCAAAGAACAACCACAGCUUCUCCCACUACAACCACAGAUGCUCCCACUACAACCACAGCUGAACCUACAACUACCACUGCUUCUACCACUACCACAGCCGCCCCAACAACUACCACAAAGGCUCCAACAACAACCACAGCUUCACCUACAACUACAACAGAGGCUCCAACAACAACCACAGCUGCAGCUACAACUACAACAGCUGUUCCCACUACAACCACAGUAUUUCCCACUACUACCACAGCUGACCUUACAGCUACAACAAGGUCUCCAUUAACAAUCACAGCUGCACAUACAACUACAACUGCUGCUCCACCUAUAACCACAGCUGCCCCUACAACAACCACAGCUGCUCCAACUACAACCACAACUGCUCCCACUACAACCACGGCUGCUCUGACCUUACAGCUACAACAAGCAACUACCACAGCUGCUCCAACAACAACCAUAGCUGCUCCCACUACAAUCACAGGUGCUCUCACUACAACCACAGGUUUUCCCACUACUACCAUUGCUGCUCCCACUUCAACCACAUAUUCUCUCACUACAACCACAGCUGCUCCCACUACAACCACAGCUGCCCCAACAACUACCACAGAGGCUCCAACAACAACCACAGCUGCACCUCCAACUACAACUGCUCCCACUACAACCACAACAGCUAGUCCGAUUACAACUGCAGCCCCCUAUACAACUACCACAGCUGCUCCCACUACAAUCACAGCUGCCCCUACAACUAUCACAGCUGCUCCCACUACAAGCACAGCUGCCCCUACAACCACCACAGAUGCUCCCACUACAACCACAGCUGCUCCGACUACAACCACAGCUGCGCCAACCACCACCCCAGCUGCCCCUACAACCACCACAGCUGCUCCCACUACAACCACAGCUGCCCCCACAACUACAACAGAGGCUCCUACAACUACAUCAACUGCACCUACAACUACAACAGCUUCUCCCACUACAACCACAGCUGCCCCUACAACUACCACAGCUGCUCCCAUUACAACCACAGCUGUCCCUACAACCAACACAGCUUCUCCCACUACAACCACAGCUGCUCCAACUACAACCAAAGCUGCCCCUACAACUACCACAGCUGCUCCAACAACAACGACAGCUGCUCCCACUACAAUCACAGCUGCUUCCACUACAACCACAGCUGCCCCUACAACCACCACAGCUGCUCCCACUACAACCACUGCUGCCCCUACAACUACCAAAGCUGCUCCCAAUACAACCUCAGCUGCCCCAACAACUACAACAAAGGCUCCUACAACCACCACAGCUGCAUCUACAACUACAACAGCUUCUCCCACUACAACCACGGCUGCCCCUACAACUACCACAGCUGCUCCCACUACAACCACAGCUGCCCCCACAACUACAACAGGGGCUCCUACAACAACCACAGCUGCACCUACAACUACAGCAGCUUCUCCCACAACAACCACAGCUGCCCCUACAACUACCACAGCUGCUCCAACAACAACCACAGAUGCUCCCACUACAACCACAGCUGCUCCCACUACAACCACAGCUGCUCCAACCACUACCACAAAGGCUUCAACAACAACCACAGAUGCUCCCGCUACAACCACAGCUGCACCCACUUCAACGACAGAUGCUCCUACUACAACCACAGCAGCUCCCACUACAACCACAGCUGCCCCUACAACUACAACAGCUAGUCCGAUUACAACUGCAGCCCCCCAUACAACUACCACAGCUGCUCCCACUACAAUCACAGCUGCCCCUACAACUACCACAGCUGCUCCCACUACAAGCACAGCUGCCCCUACAACCACCACAGCUUCUCCCACUACAACCACAGCUGCUCCCACUACAACCUCAGCUGCCCAUACAACUACAACAGCCCCUCCCACUACAACCACAGCUGCCCCCACAACUACCACAGCUGCUCCCACUACAAUCACAGCUGCCCCUACAACUACCACAUCUGCUCCCACUACAACCACAGCUGCCCCUACAACCACAACAGCUUCUCCCACUACAACCACAGCUGCUCCCACUACAACCUCAGCUGCCCCCACAACUACAACAGAGGCUCCUACAACAACCACAGCUGCAUCUACAACUACCACAGCUGCUCCCACUAAAACCACAGCUGCCCCUACAACCACAACAGCUUCUCCCACUACAACCACAGAUGCUCCCACUUCAACCACAGCUGCUCCCACUACAACCACAGCUGCCCCUAUAACUACAACAGCUGCUCCCAUUACAACUACAGCUCCCCCUACAACUACCACAGCUGCUCCCACUACAACUACAACAGGUGCUCCCACUACAACCAUAUAUGCUCCCACUACAACCAAUGCUGCUCCCACUACAACCACAGCUGCCCCUACAACUACCACAGCUGCUCCCACUACAACCACAGCUGCCCUUACAACCACCACAGAGGCUCCAACAGCUCCAACAUCUUCUCCAACUACAACCACAGCUGUACCUACAACUAAAACAGCUGCUCCUACUACAACCACAGGUCCUCCCACUACUACUACAGCUGCUCUCACUACAACCACAUUUUCUCCCACUACUACCACAGCUGCUCCCACUAUAACAACAGCUGCUCCAACAACUACCUCAGAGGUUCCAACAACAACCACAGCUGCACCUACAACUACAACAGUUGCUCCCACUACAGCCACAGCUGCCCCUACAUCUACAUCAGCUGCACCUAUGAUCUUAACAGAGGCUCAAACAACAGUAACAGCUGCUCCCACUACAACCACAUCUGCACCUACAACUACCACAGUCGCUCCAACAACAUCCACAACUGCACCUACAAGUAAAUCAAGUGCUCCCACUACAGCCACACCUGCCCCUACAACCACCACAGAAGCUCCAGCAACAACCACAGCUGCACCAACAACUACAACAGCUGAUCCCACUACAACCACAGCUUCUCCCAUAAUAACUACAGUGUCUUCAACAACAAUCACAGCUGUUCAAACUACAAAUUCUCCUACCAUUUCAACCACCACAGAACUGCCAUCUUCUACCACAAUUGCUUCUUCGACAAGCAUCACAAGUUUGACAUCAUCCGCCAUUCAAACCACUUCUGACAGCAUUAUGAUAACUAGUUCACCAACUGUCAGUCAGGCAUCUACAACAUUUUCAUCUACAACUGACACAUCUUUAACAAUGGCAUCAACCAUGGCUACUGCACACACCACAAUGGCAAUCUCAACCCCAAAUGUCACACUAAAUACAAGUAUCACAAAAGCCCCAACUUCUCUACCACAAUCAACUACAUCCACAACCACAACAGCUAUCCUUGCGACACAAACUUCUAGCACUACCAGAUUAACCACCACUAGCACAGUCGCAUCGACAGACCCCCCUCAGCCAAAUGAGGGUUACCUAUUUCUGAGGAUGCGUUUGGUGCGGGUUUUCAUUGUUGAAUACAACAACCCAAAGUCGUCGCAAUAUCAAGAACUGGCUGGCAAUGUCACAACUGAGCUGAAUCGGGGAUACAGGAAGCGUUACCCUUUCACUUUCCUGAGAUGCAUAAUUAUUGGAUUUUGGCCUGGGUCAGUGGGUGUCACAGCCAACUUAAUAUUUCAGAAUGCGAAUGUAGUUCCAAACAUCACCAGUGCAGAAGACUCAUUAAAAACGGUUUUAAAUGAUUCCCUGGUUUUCCUGAAUGUUAUCACUGGCAGUAUUGUUGCAGCUGAACCAAAUACUUCCAGUACUGUAACUCCUACAACUGUGGAGGUAACUGAUUACACAGUAGCAUCUACAACCACAAGUACAGCUGCAAGUACCAGUACAACAACACAAACAACUCAAACUGCCACAGCACUCACCACCAGCAGUGCAAUGGCAAGGAGCAGACCUGUAGAUAUGGUCACUUUUCUACUACCAAUCACUUUAAUCUACUUUCUGUGGUGCGACCAUACCACAGCUGCUCCCACUACAACCACAGCUAACCCAACAACCACAGCUGCAGCUCCAACAACCACAGUGGCACCUACAACUACAACAGCUGCUCCCACAACAACCACAGCUGCCCCUACAACUACCACAGAGGACAACAUAACAACCAAAAGCGCACAUACAACUACAUCUGAGGCUCCAACAACAACCCCAGCUGCACCUACAACAACCACAGUGGCACCUACAACUACAACAGACGCUCCAACAACAACAACAUCUUCUCCCACUACAACCACAGCUGCACCUACAACUACAACAGAGAAUCCGACAACUACAACGGCUGUUCCCACUAAGACCACAGCUGCACUUUCAACUACAACAGAGGCUUCAACAACAACAGCUUCUUCCACUACUACCAUAGCUGCUCCCAUUACUACCACAGCUGCAGCUACAACUACAACAGAGGCUUCAACAACAACCCCAGCUGCACCUACAACUACAACAGAGAAUCCAACAACAACGGCUGCUCCCACUACAACCACAGCUGCUCCAACUACAACCACAACUUCUCCCACUACGACCAUAGCUGCUCCAACUACAACCACAGCUCCCCGUAACACUACUAAAGAGAAUCCAACAGCAAUCAGUGCUUCUCCCACUACGACCACAGCUGCUCCAACUCCAACAACAUCCAACGAUUCUCCCACUACAACCACCUCUGUACCUACAACUACAACAGAUGCUCCAACAACAACAGCUACUCCCACUACAACAACAGCUUCGCCUACAACUAUCACAGAGGCUCCAACAACCACAGUGGCACCUACAACUACAACAGCUGCUCCCACAACAACCACAGCUGUCCCUAAAACUACCAAAGAGGAUCAAACAACAACCAAGAGUGCACUUACAGCUACAUCAGAGGCUCCAACAACAACCACAGCUGCACCUACAACUACAACAAAGGCUCAAACAACAACGGCUGCUCCCACUACAACCACAGCUGCUCCAACUACAAGCACACCUACAACUACAACAGCUGCUCCCACAACAACCACAGCUGUCCCUAAAACUACCAAAGAGGAUCAAACAACAACCAAGAGUGCACUUACAGCUACAUCAGAGGCUCCAACAACAACCACAGCUGCACCUACAACUACAACAAAGGCUCAAACAACAACGGCUGCUCCCACUACAACCACAGCUGCUCCAACUACAAGCACAGUUUCUUCCACUACGACCACAGCUGCUCCCACAACAACCACAGCUACCCAUAGAGCUACAACAGAGGCUCCAACAACAACCACAGCUGCUCCCACUACAACCACAGCUAACCCAACAACCACAGCUGCAGCUAAAACUACAACAGAGGCUCCAACAACAACAGCUGCUCCCACUACAACUACAACUACAACAGCUGCUCCCACAACAACCACAGCUGCCCCUACAACUACCACAGAGGACAACAUAACAACCAAAAGUGCACAUACAACUACAUCUGAGGCUCCAACAACAACCCCAGCUGCACCUACAACAACCACAGUGGCACCUACAACUACAACAGACGCUCCAACAACAACAACAUCUUCUCCCACUACAACCACAGCUGCACCUACAGCUACAACAGAGAAUCCGACAACUACAACGGCUGUUCCCACUAAGACCACAGCUGCACUUUCAACUACAACAGAGGCUUCAACAACAACAGCUUCUCCCACUACUACCAUAGCUGCUCCCAUUACUACCACAGCUGCCUGCACCUACAACUACAACAAAGGCUCAAACAACAACGGCUGCUCCCACUACAACCACAGCUGCUCCAACUACAAGCACAGUUUCUUCCACUACGACCACAGCUGCUCCCACAACAACCACAGCUACCCAUAG